UUAAUGCCACUGCACAUUUUGAAGGAGAGGCAACGGAGCAAUAAACGUGCAUUUAAGUAUCAAAAGGCAAUAAUUUUUUAAAAAAUAUUAAAAAACUACAUCACCGAAGCCAUCCCCGUGAGAUAUGGUGUAACCUAAGGGGCUCUGUAACAACCUGGCACCUGUUCCAAAUUUGAAUCCAAAAAGGCAAACAUCAGUUAAUCUGCACGCCUAGUACCAGAGAAGCUUGUGUGCACUCUUAAAAGCAUCGAUCGUUGCGUGAUUGCCGCACGCCCGAAUGAGAGUCAUGAAUGAUACCACCAAAUGGUGAAGAUUUAAAAGUGAAACGUUAUGUCGUUUAUGAUUUAACGGUACGUUUGGGUUCAAAAUUCGCAGCGGAUUCUGGACCGGCUGUUAUAAAAAGACGUUACACAGAUUUCCGUGAAUUGUAUAUUAAACUUAGGCGUGAUCAUCAUGUUCUCAUGUCUAGGGUAGAUUUUCCAAAUAAAGUUUUAAUGGGUAACUUUUCUGCUAUCCUUAUAGCUGAACGUGGAGCUUCCUUUGAAGCAUUUCUGAAUUAUAUUGUUAAUAAUGAGACUCUAAAGCAAUCUCCAGAAUUUUUACACUUUUUGCAAAAUAACGAAUUAACUAAGGCCUGUCAAUUAAUGGAUGAACGCAAUGAUAGCUGUGUACCGAUAUUGGAAAAUAAUAAUAAACUGUGGUAA
Molecule: messenger RNA, 704 nt
Organism: Glossina fuscipes
Lineage: Eukaryota; Metazoa; Arthropoda; Insecta; Diptera; Glossinidae
Product: sorting nexin-20-like
Exons: 2
Coding region: 291-704 (137 amino acids)
Biological process (GO): protein transport
Cellular component (GO): early endosome membrane
Molecular function (GO): phosphatidylinositol phosphate binding
Source: RefSeq, a predicted model, not a curated record